Messenger RNA from Brassica oleracea var. oleracea, 294 nucleotides. RefSeq lists its product as uncharacterized. The record is from RefSeq and is a predicted model, not a curated record. NCBI's taxonomy places the organism in Eukaryota, Viridiplantae, Streptophyta, Magnoliopsida, Brassicales, Brassicaceae. Gene Ontology annotation, biological process: plant-type secondary cell wall biogenesis.
AUGAUACCGACGGACCAUGAGUCGUUGUCUUUCUCUCUAGGUUGCGUUAUGUUCUUGGCGUUUCUAGUGUUUGUCAUUUGUUUCAUGAUCAAGAAGAAAUGCAAGAAGAACAGUAAUAAAAGUGAGAUAGUUCGUGUCGAUGAGCACUAUAAGAUGAACGAAGCUAUAGUCGAGGGACCUCAUGGACCAGAGGCAGUGGUGCUAUCUGUUGAGGAUGAUGUUCAUAUAGAAGAUUUAGUCAAAAAAGGGGAGAAAAUGGGAAAAGACGGUGUAGUUGGAUCUUCCCGUUCUUAA